UGCACCUUCUCAAUCCGCCACCUUCGCCGUUGGUGUCCUGAAGCAACGCGAUAGCAGGAGCUCAACGGAACGCGCGUUCCAUGGCGGGGGAGUCGGCGGUCAUGGCGUGCGCCGCCUGUGGCGCCUCCGACCAGGUGAAGAGAUGUUCCGUGUGCAAGCAAGUGUACUAUUGCGGCAGAGAUUGCCAGAAGAAGGACAUCGGCCGGCAUCGGCAGGAAGAUGGCUGCGGCAGUGGCUGUAGCAAGCGGGCAGUUUGCCCAGAGGUGUCAAUCCCGUUUGCUGUCCCGGAGCCUGCCACUUCACCGAAGGCUGCAACCAAGGUGGGAGCAGGGCCGCCCUGCCAGCGAUGUGGGCAUGUGGCAGCUGGGGAAGUCUAUGCAGAGAUCGCUGCCAGGAGCAUCUUCGGAUCCCCUGACUGCAAGCAUGGCCCAUACUGUCAGUCCUGUGCCAAGAAGUUGUGCAACCUGACUCUGGCUUUUUGCUCCGGGUGCAAUGCCUUGAUUCAGAAGAUCGCACCGGAAGAGGUGUCGAGGCAGAAUGUGAAUCUGGUUGCCUUGGACUAGUUGGUCGGCCCCGUGGGGGUUACAGUCGGAGUGGCAUUCCAUGGAAAUUUUCAGAGCAGUUGCAAGGGGUUUCUAGUUGGUUGGCUUAAAUUCCGAAAGGUUCUGAUUAUUUCUUGCAGCUUUUUGGUGGGUUUCCUUU
Molecule: messenger RNA, 702 nt
Organism: Durusdinium trenchii
Lineage: Eukaryota; Dinophyceae; Suessiales; Symbiodiniaceae
Source: the annotation of a GenBank genome assembly